Conger conger (European conger) is the source of this 1853-nucleotide messenger RNA. RefSeq names its product solute carrier family 6 member 4b (gene slc6a4b). Gene Ontology annotation, molecular function: serotonin binding; serotonin:sodium:chloride symporter activity. The transcript is spliced from 13 exons. Gene Ontology annotation, cellular component: neuron projection; membrane. Bases 1 to 1773 code for a protein of 590 amino acids. Gene Ontology annotation, biological process: serotonin uptake; sodium ion transmembrane transport. The record is from RefSeq and is a predicted model, not a curated record. Lineage: Eukaryota; Metazoa; Chordata; Actinopteri; Anguilliformes; Congridae.
AUGUCCCACCAAGACCAAUCGGCUCCCGCGGGGAGCCUCGCCGCCCAAGGCCCCUCUAACCCCGGUUACAACACCACUCCUGCACCUGUCGUCACUCAGACGGAAUCCAGAGACAAAUGGAGCAAAAAGAUAGAUUUUCUCUUAUCUGUCAUUGGCUUUGCAGUGGACCUUGGAAAUGUCUGGAGAUUCCCAUAUAUUUGCUACCAAAACGGAGGCGGGGCGUUUCUCAUCCCGUACAUUUUGAUGGCCAUCUUCGGCGGCGUGCCACUCUUCUACAUGGAGCUGGCGCUGGGGCAGUUCCACAGGACUGGGGCCAUCUCCAUCUGGAAGCACAUCUGCCCCAUCUUCAAAGGGAUAGGGUUCGCCAUCUGCAUCACGGCCCUGUACGUGUCCUUCUACUACAACACCAUCAUCGCCUGGGCCCUGUACUACUUCUACUCCUCGUUCACCACGACGCUGCCCUGGACCAACUGCGACAACCCGUGGAACACGCUCAACUGCACCAACUACUUCGGCAAGAACAACGUCACCUGGACCAACUACUCCAGGUCCCCGGCCGAAGAGUUUUACACGAGGAAUGUCCUGGAGAUUCACAAGUCCUCCGGGCUCGGUAAUGUCGGAGGCGUUCGAUGGCAGCUGAUGCUUUGCCUCUUCCUCAUCUUCACCGUCGUGUACUUUAGCCUCUGGAAGGGAGUGAAGACAUCUGGGAAGGUGGUGUGGGUUACCGCCACGCUUCCGUACGUGGUCCUCUUCAUCCUGCUGAUCCGCGGGGCCACCCUCCCGGGGGCGUGGCGGGGCGUGGCCUUCUACCUGAAGCCAAAAUGGGAGAAGCUCCUGGAGACCAGUGUGUGGGUGGACGCUGCCGCUCAGAUCUUCUUCUCGCUGGGCCCCGGGUUCGGCGUGCUCCUCGCCCUCGCCAGCUACAACCCCUUCACCAACAACUGCUACCGCGAUGCCAUCGUGACCAGUCUGGUGAACUGCCUGACCAGCUUUGUGUCCGGAUUCGUCAUCUUCACCGUGCUGGGAUACAUGGCUGAGAAGAGGAACGUGGACGUAGAGGAUGUGGCCAGGGACAAAGGACCCAGUCUGCUUUUCAUCACCUACCCAGAAGCCAUUGCAAACAUGGUGGGCUCCACCUUUUUCGCCAUCAUCUUCUUCGUGAUGAUGAUCACACUCGGCCUGGACAGCACGUUCGGAGGUCUGGAGGCCAUCAUCACUGCUGUGAUGGAUGAGUACCCGGAUUACCUGUCCCAGCGCAGGGAGCUCUUCGUUCUGGGCCUGGUCUCCGUCUGCUUCCUGGGUUCCCUCAGCACCCUCACAAACGGAGGAGCCUAUGUGGUCAAACUCUUGGAAGAAUUUGGCGUGAGCUGUUCCAUCAUUGCGGUUGGCUUGCUGGAGGCCAUUGCCGUUUCCUGGUUCUACGGCAUCAACAGAUUCUCCAAUGAUAUCAAAUCCAUGCUGGGCUACACUCCUGGAAUCUUCUGGAAAGUGUGCUGGGUGGCCAUCAGCCCUGCAUUUCUAGCUUACAUCAUAGCGAGCUCUCUGCUGAACCAGGCUCCCCUCACGCUGUUUGACUACAAGUACCCAGACUGGACCAUCAUUGUGGGAUACUUCAUUGGUGCCUCUUCCUUCAUGUGGAUUCCCAUAUAUAUGGUGUACAAGCUGGUCUGGACCCCUGGAUCCCUCAAGCAGCGUCUGGCCGUGUCUCUGCGGCCUGAGAGGACCAUGCCGGACCACCAGACGGACUCCCUCAGCAUGACCCCCGUGCCCUAGAGAGGCCAGGGAAGCGGGACCGAAACAGGGCCACGCACGCGUGCUCGCCCACGGGGAAACCCCUCGACCGACGAUCGAAC